Messenger RNA from Seminavis robusta, 2031 nucleotides. NCBI's taxonomy places the organism in Eukaryota, Bacillariophyta, Bacillariophyceae, Naviculales, Naviculaceae. The record is from the annotation of a GenBank genome assembly.
AUGGAACCUUCAGCAUCCCAAAUCCAUGAUGAGGAAGAGUUGUUGGAUAUUGUGGCUGCCAGAAGCCGGGGAGAUACUAUAGAGGAAGAGCUCAGAAAGCUGGAAAAGUUUGAAUUGGAGGCGCAACAGAGAGAAGAGGAGCAAGCAACGGGGGAGGAAAUGGGGAGGUCAUUCCAGUCAUUGCUGCAUCAUCCCAGCACAACAAGCGACGAACCCAUGGGAGAGGAAAUCAAAGAAGAAGAAAAGGAAGAUGAUAUCUCUAUUUCGAACGCAGUACAAGAUCAAAUAAAGAAUCAUCCUCAAGUUGCCAGGGAAACUCCGGCAUCAGACGCUGGUCAAGAGGACCGUCCAAGCACAAAAGGUGACAACCCCACAGGAGAGGAAACCAGAAAGGAAGAAGCUGGUCUAGAGGGCGAGUUAGCGUUUCCGCAACCAAGUUUGACUCACGGGCAAAAUCAGCAAGAUGUGGCUACCAUGCAUCCUGGAGCAUAUGCAAUGCCCCCCCAGAACAGAAGCAAUGAAAGUAUGGCAGAUGACCAAGCUACCUCUCCCACUGACAACAAUACUGGAUUGGUCGUGGCGAACCAGGUUGAAGAAAAUGAAGAACCUACACAGAUUGCUAGACCCGACCAUUUACAUCCAAAAAGCCGAUCAACCUCAAUGAUUCUCAUUACCCUUAUUCUCGUUGGUACCCUUCUCAUCGUUGGAGUGAUUGUUGGUUCCAUCUGUGGGGCUGGUCUCUGCAAAAACAAAGAAGGUGACAUGGAGACUCAGGCUCCCACUUCCUCUCGGUAUUUUGUUUUGGAGGACAUUCAAAACCGAAUUGAAAAGGCUUUUGGGCCCCACUAUUUUCCCAAGAAUGAGGAGGCAGAACCCACCCCAAAGACUCGAGCACUUGAUUGGAUCGUUUUUGAGGAUCCUCUGCAGCUCAACCCAGAUGCCAACAAUCUUCUACAGAGGUUCAUCUUGUCAUUAACUUACUUUCAAACAUCCCAAGAGAGCGAUUGGCUUAUCUGUUCCCCAUCUACAACUGCAAAGGAUGAAACAUGCUGGAUUCAAAUUGGGGCGUAUGAAUCAUGGGGAAGUAGGUGGCUUACGGGUGUUCAUGAAUGUCAAUGGACAGGAAUUGAUUGUGACACUGAGAAGAACAUUACUCGGUUGCAGCUUUGGGACAAUGGAUUGAACGGCCCUCUGCCCACAGAGCUGGCAAGUCUUCCAGCUCUGGAAGAUAUAGACCUUAAGGGGAACCAACUGACGGGCACGGUUCCAAGCACUUAUGGCAGCUUCCUUUCCCUUUCUUCACUGCUUAUCACCCACAACCAACUCUCUGGAAGUAUUCCAUUGCAAUUAUUUGUUGAAAACAAGCUCACCACAUUAUCUUUUACAAACAAUUCGCUAACAGGGACAGUACCCACAGAAGUUGGACUCUUUGAUGGGACUGGUCUUGCAUUGGAUUCAAACAGCCUGUCUGGUUCCAUUCCCACAGAGCUCUUUCAGACUGACAAAAGAAUCGGAACUUUUCUUUUAAACGACAAUAUGCUUACAGGAACUCUACCCACUGAAAUUGGAGCAUUGUAUGGACGUAAUCGAGUCAACGUCCAUUUGCAAGGGAACCCUUUGCGUGGAACCAUCCCAUCAGAAAUAGGACGUCUGAAAGGCUCGCUGAGCAAACUUGAUGUCAGUCGUACCAAUAUGGAUGGCUCGCUACCAGAGGAACUCUUCACCAGUUGUACCAACUUAGCUGGACUUUGGGUCUCUAACUGUGGCUUGACUGGGACAAUCAGCACUGGACUGCAGCUUUUGACAAAGCUGCAAUGGUUUGACAUGUCCAACAACAAGUUCCAUGGCACCAUCCCAGCACAGCUUUCUGCUCUGACAAAGCUAGUUCGGUUUAUUGUGAAUGGGAAUGACCUUUCUGGUUCCAUUCCAUCAUCUGUCUGUGCUUUGGCUGACCCUUUCAAGGGCACCUUUGAAGUGGCAGCUGACUGUUUGCCGAUGGAUGGGACCGGCAAUCCCAUGAAUAUCACGUAG